Lepus europaeus (European hare) is the source of this 7662-nucleotide messenger RNA. It is a transcript of the gene STXBP5, whose product is annotated as syntaxin binding protein 5. The transcript is spliced from 28 exons. The record is from RefSeq and is a predicted model, not a curated record. Gene Ontology annotation, biological process: regulation of protein secretion; regulation of exocytosis. Gene Ontology annotation, cellular component: SNARE complex; cytoplasm; plasma membrane. Bases 226 to 3681 code for a protein of 1151 amino acids. NCBI's taxonomy places the organism in Eukaryota, Metazoa, Chordata, Mammalia, Lagomorpha, Leporidae. Gene Ontology annotation, molecular function: syntaxin binding; myosin II binding; GTPase activator activity.
GCCGCCGGGAGGAAGAGGGGUCGCCGCGCGGUGUUCCCGCGGCCGCCGCGCUCUCGCCGUCGCAGUAUUUCCUGUUCGGAUUAUCUUUUGCUUCCCCCCACCCCCAGCUGCCGCCUCUCCUUCCCUUCACACUCGCACUCUUCUGGGUCCGCGGUCGAAGCUGCCCUCGGCUCCGGCCCGUGCACCCCGCCGGGGACCCCCGGCGCCUGUCCUCCCGCCGAGACCAUGAGGAAAUUCAACAUCAGGAAGGUGCUGGACGGCCUGACCGCCGGCUCGUCGUCCUCGCAGCAGCAGCAGCAGCAGCAGCACCCGCCUGGGAACCGGGAGCCCGAGAUCCAGGAAACGCUCCAGUCCGAGCACUUUCAGCUCUGCAAGACUGUGCGCCAUGGAUUCCCCUAUCAACCCUCAGCCCUGGCCUUUGAUCCUGUACAGAAGAUCCUGGCAGUGGGAACUCAGACUGGUGCUUUAAGGCUUUUUGGUCGUCCAGGAGUAGAAUGUUAUUGCCAGCAUGACAGUGGGGCUGCAGUAAUCCAGCUCCAGUUCCUGAUUAAUGAGGGAGCUCUUGUGAGUGCCUUGGCUGAUGACACCUUACAUUUGUGGAAUUUGCGUCAAAAGAGGCCCGCUAUACUACAUUCCCUUAAAUUUUGCAGAGAAAGGGUUACAUUUUGCCAUCUGCCUUUCCAGAGUAAGUGGCUCUAUGUGGGCACUGAAAGAGGUAAUAUACACAUUGUCAAUGUGGAGUCCUUCACACUCUCAGGCUACGUCAUUAUGUGGAAUAAAGCCAUUGAACUGUCCUCUAAAUCUCACCCAGGACCUGUUGUCCAUAUAAGUGAUAAUCCAAUGGAUGAAGGAAAGCUUUUAAUUGGCUUUGAAUCUGGAACAGUAGUCUUAUGGGACCUCAAAUCUAAGAAAGCUGACUACAGAUACACAUAUGAUGAGGCUAUACACUCUGUUGCUUGGCAUCAUGAAGGAAAACAGUUUAUUUGCAGUCAUUCAGAUGGCACCUUGACUAUAUGGAAUGUGAGGUCCCCUACUAAGCCUGUACAGACAAUCACUCCACAUGGAAAACAGUUAAAGGAUGGGAAGAAGCCAGAACCAUGCAAACCUAUCCUCAAGGUGGAAUUCAAAACGACUAGAUCUGGGGAACCUUUUAUUAUUUUAUCAGGAGGUUUGUCAUAUGAUACUGUAGGAAGAAGACCUUGCUUAACAGUGAUGCAUGGGAAAAGUACUGCUGUGCUAGAAAUGGACUAUUCAAUUGUUGAUUUUCUAACACUGUGUGAAACACCAUACCCAAAUGAUUUUCAGGAACCGUAUGCUGUGGUGGUUCUUCUAGAAAAGGAUUUAGUACUUAUAGACCUUGCACAAAAUGGCUACCCUAUAUUCGAAAAUCCCUACCCUUUGAAUAUACAUGAAUCUCCUGUUACAUGUUGUGAAUAUUUUGCUGAUUGUCCUGUGGACCUUAUUCCUGCACUUUAUUCUGUUGGAGUUAGACAGAAACGUCAAGGUUACAGCAAAAAGGAAUGGCCCAUCAAUGGGGGUAAUUGGGGCUUGGGUGCUCAAAGUUACCCAGAAAUAAUUAUUACAGGACAUGCUGAUGGGUCAGUUAAGUUCUGGGAUGCUUCUGCAAUAACUCUACAAGUAUUAUAUAAGCUAAAGACAUCCAAAGUAUUUGAAAAGUCAAGAAAUAAAGAUGACAGGCCAAACACAGAUAUUGUAGAUGAAGAUCCAUAUGCCAUUCAGAUCAUUUCCUGGUGUCCAGAAAGUAGAAUGCUUUGCAUAGCUGGAGUUUCAGCUCAUGUCAUCAUUUAUAGAUUUAGCAAACAGGAAGUGAUUACAGAAGUCAUUCCGAUGCUUGAAGUUCGAUUGUUAUAUGAGAUAAAUGAUGUGGACUCUCCAGAGGUUGAGCAGCCACCUCCUUUGUCAACACCUGUGGGAAGUUCCAAUUCUCAGCCCAUUCCUCCUCAGUCUCAUCCUUCUACUAGUAGCAGUUCAUCUGAUGGGCUUCGUGAUAAUGUACCUUGUUUAAAAGUCAAAAAUUCACCACUGAAACAGUCUCCAGGUUAUCAGAUGGAACUAGUUAUUCAGUUGGUAUGGGUGGCUGGAGAACCACCACAACAAAUAACCAGCUUGGCAGUCAAUUCUUCCUAUGGACUAGUGGUUUUUGGUAAUUGUAAUGGCAUUGCUAUGGUUGACUACCUCCAGAAAACAGUGCUGCUCAACCUGGGCACUAUUGAGUUAUAUGGCUCUAAUGAUCCUUAUCGGAGAGAACCUCGGUCUCCUCGCAAAUCUCGACAACCUUCAGGAGCAGGUCUGUGUGAUAUUAGUGAAGGGACAGCAGUCCCAGAAGAUCGCUGCAAAUCUCCAACUUCCGGUUCUUCAUCACCACACAAUUCAGAUGAUGAACAAAAAAUGAAUAAUUUUAUAGAAAAGGUGAAGACCAAAAGCAGAAAGUUUUCCAAGAUGGUAGCCAGUGAUAUAGCAAAGAUGUCAAGGAAGUUAAGUUUGCCCACUGAUCUAAAGCCUGAUUUAGACGUAAAAGAUAAUUCCUUCAGCCGAUCACGGAGUUCAAGUGUAACCAGCAUUGACAAAGAAUCCCGAGAAGCUAUCUCUGCUCUUCAUUUCUGUGAAACUUUUACUCGAAAGGCGGACUCCUCCCCUUCCCCGUGUCUCUGGGUUGGAACAACACUGGGAACAGUGCUGGUCAUUGCACUGAACCUUCCCCCAGGAGGAGAACAAAGACUUCUUCAGCCAGUGAUUGUGUCUCCAAGUGGUACUAUACUGAGGCUAAAAGGGGCGAUUUUGAGAAUGGCAUUUCUGGAUACCACUGGCUGCUUAAUGCCACCUGCAUAUGAACCCUGGAAAGAACACAACGUUCCUGAAGAAAAAGAUGAAAAGGAGAAAUUGAAAAAAAGGCGGCCUGUCUCAGUAUCACCCUCUUCCUCUCAGGAAAUUAGUGAAAACCAGUAUGCAGUGAUUUGCUCUGAAAAGCAAGCAAAAGUAAUCUCACUGCCAACCCAGAACUGUGCUUACAAGCAAAACAUAACAGAAACCUCAUUUGUGCUUCGUGGAGAUAUUGUAGCAUUGAGUAACAGUAUCUGCCUGGCAUGUUUCUGUGCCAAUGGACAUAUUAUGGCUUUCAGUUUGCCAAGUUUAAGGCCACUAUUGGAUGUGUAUUACUUGCCCCUUACCAAUAUGCGGAUAGCCAGAACGUUCUGCUUCACCAACAAUGGCCAAGCAUUAUAUCUUGUUUCACCUACAGAAAUUCAGAGACUGACUUAUAGUCAAGAGACCUGUGAAAAUCUUCAGGAAAUGUUGGGGGAACUCUUCACUCCUGUAGAAACUCCUGAAGCACCAAACAGGGGAUUCUUUAAAGGCUUAUUUGGAGGUGGUGCACAAUCUCUUGAUAGAGAAGAACUAUUUGGAGAGUCAUCCUCGGGAAAGGCUUCCAGGAGUCUUGCCCAGCAUAUCCCUGGCCCCGGUGGAAUUGAAGGUGUGAAAGGAGCUGCUUCGGGAGUUGUUGGUGAACUAGCACGAGCCAGGCUGGCACUAGAUGAGAGAGGGCAGAAACUUGGCGACUUAGAAGAAAGAACUGCAGCUAUGUUAUCAAGUGCAGAUUCGUUUUCUAAACAUGCUCAUGAGAUGAUGUUGAAAUACAAAGAUAAGAAGUGGUACCAGUUCUGACAACCAGAAUCCAAUAAGUCCAACUUCAGUGAGAAGGAAAAAGUUUUCCUUUUUUACUCCAUCAAUUUAUUUAGGAAAGUUAUCAUUAAAGGGAUGUUCAUCACUGGAAACCGUUCUUUCCUAGCACCAUCAUGCACUGUUUUACCUCAGUCAUGUGGCUUUAAUGAGGAAUGUUCACACACUCAAACUGGUAUACAUGGUGUGUGCCGGAUAGGAGCUGACAGUUCAGAAACAAAGCAGAUCUUAAGUGACAGAUGAAGAAAUAAGGGGGAUGUUGAGGAGACAUGGCAGGGACUAUUCCUAGAUCAUUCCUGUAUUAAACUUUCAUAUGCCAAAAGAUGUUGUGCCAUUGGCAUCAGUGUUUGACCUGUUUGAGGGAGAGGCAAUAAGUCAGAAGUCCUGAAGCUGAAAUAGUUACCUUUGUGUCAUUGGACUGUAUUAUAAACAGCUUUCUUGGACUUUCCCUCCCUUAAACUAACUGGCCAUCAGUAUCAUUAGUGAAAAAGAAGCAAAUUGUUUGUUAUUAUAUCUUUAGACAGAUAAGCUGAAUGGUGGGCUUUAAAUAAUAAAUACAUACACAUAGAUGACUUGUGUAUGGGCUACUCUUGGAUUCUCAUUAAUAUAUACUUGUGUUUAGUUCAUAUUUUGUCAAAAGCAAAACAAGGUGAUAAAUCACUUUUCAUUGAAAAGAAAAGUGUAGAGCAUGACUGAAUUGCUCAUCAUUCUGGAAGUUUCCAUGUAGUGGCUAUGCAGUGUGGAAAGUGAGAAAAACCUCCAUUGUGGUGAGGAGAAUAAUUCAAUGUCCCUUAUCCUUGUUCUCAUUAAUUCAGCUAACGGUGGAUUUGACCAAAAUAGUUAUUGGUUAAAUUUGUAGAAAUGUUGAACUUGGCUAAGUUUUUAAUUUUGCUUGACUUUUUAUAAAUGUUUAACCAAAUGUACCCUUUGCAUUAUUUAAUUAAAAUUGCUUAAAAAAAUUGUUUCUUUAUUUCAGUGAAAUGCUCAGCUCCCUUUUUAAAAUGCCCUUUAUUUGCUAACACUUCCAAUACACUCAGGUGAUUAGCUAAUUAAAUCUUAGUGCACAUGCUAUUGCUUGGAAAAUUACAAGCAUCUGUUGUCAAUAACUAUAUAAGAGUCUAGUCUGAUGACCUACAAAUUAUUUUCUAUAGAAAUAUAAGUCACCUGUACAUAUCCUUCCAAGGUUUUAAAAAGCCAAAAGGAAAGGAAAAUACGUACACUUUCAUAACUAAAUUAUUUCUGGACUGCAGUAUAAUGCAAAAUUGAGACCAUCAGUGGACAACAGUUAGUUCUUAGAAUAGAUUCUAGAUAGGAAAGAAACCACUUGGUAGAUCCGCAAGUAAGCAGUCUCAUAAUGCAAGCUAAUCUGAGAUGAUUGAUUGAUAAAGCUACAAAGAGAAAAAUAAAAAUAUUAAAAUUACUGUUAAUGAAAUUUAAAUACUCUCAUCCUUUAAAAAAUGUGUAAAAUCACGUUCUUUCAUUUUUAAUUAAGUGAGAAUCAGAGCACAAAUUGAUAGGAAACAUGAAGGUGGUUUUUCUAUUCCAUACAAUCAUCAAAAAUAUAUGCAGAGCAUCUUCAGCUUUUUACACAGUCUCUCAUGCAUCUCUUCCUGUUUACUCUUCAUUAAUAAAGCUUUGGUUCACAUUUUGUAAUGUGCACUAUUGGAUACAAAAGUUUACAUCAAAGCUUACUUUAAACAUUGUUGGAAUGGGGCUCAAUAUAUUUGAUAGAGAUAAUUGAUCAAUCCCAAAUAAAUAUUUUUAAGAUACAAUCAUUUUCAAAAGUUGAAUUUAUAGAAAGUAUCAAUGAGUAACAUAUUUCUAUGUAGUUAAUGUCAGCUGUCUGAUGACUAUUUAGCAGUUUAUAAAUUGUUACAUGAUAUGUCACAGGAAGCGUUAGAUCCUUUUUUAAAGGUACAGUUUUGUGAAUGUCAUCAAUAAAAUCAACAGUUAUGGAUUUGAAGUUGAGAAACAUUAAGUAAAUUAAUAUACUGGUUGAUUUCCUGUUCAGUAGAAUGCCAUAUUAGUUCCAAUUAUUUAAUUUUCUGUUGUUGUUUUAUGUUAUUUGUAUAUUAACUUCAUUUUUACUGUCAUCUUUCCUGUUGUAUAUAAAUAGAACCAACCUUGUAAUUAUUUUCAAAUACAGAAGAGGAUACAUUUACCUGAGAUGGAUUUUAUAAGAAAGUCCUAAAUCAAUAUUUUUCAUUCUUUCAUUUGUUCCACAUUAAUUUGCAAAUUAUGCACAACAGGAUAGACAUUCAUGUAGAGUUAGAAAGCUUAAAGUAUUUUUGAAUAUAGGAAAUGAGCUUCUCAAAAUUGUACUUGACUAAGUCUAUAGAUAGGAGACAGUCUGCAGUAAAUAACUAACCCAGGGAAUUCAUUGUAAUUUGAGAGAUAACAUCUCCUAUUUUUUUUUCCUUUUUACAUGCAAAAAGUAAUAGUCACCAGCAAGCCAAGAUUUCAGGAAAACUAGCCAAAAAACAUAAAAUGUCAAAAUAGAAAAUACCAGAAAAAUGGAAUAUUUUCAUGUUCUUUCUCUAUAUGCUCAACAUUGUUUUGUGUCAUUUGUCUUUGACUCUAAAAAUCGCUGAAAUAGUCAUUGUUAGCAGUUUGUAAGUAGGAAGUGGUUUUCUUGUGUGUCCAGUUCAUUUCACUUUUCAAAACCUGAAAAAUCCAUAUAUAUGCUUGGAAAAUUAUUUGAAACCUUAUAUUCUGAGAAAUUCUGUGCAUUGCACCCAUUUUUAAGUUUUGCAUCAUCUUAAUACCUUUGGUUUGCAUUUCAGUUGUAUGUUGUUUCCUAAAAAUGAUUAUAGACUCAACUGAGCUAUUGCUUCUUAAUUUGAUUUUUUAUGGAUAUGAAAAAAUGCUGCUACUUGUCUGUUAUUAUGUGUAAGUAUAUUGUAAUUCAUUUAAGGACAGUACUUUAAAGAAAGAAAUAUUUCUUUUGCUUAAAACUUCUUGAUUGGAGGUCCUUCUGAAGUUAAUUUGUAUAGAUAUAUGAGUAUUUUAAACAAGUCUGAAAGUGUUACCUACUUCUAAAUUAUGGGGAGUACUGGGAGACAGCUAAGAUAGAGUGGAGAAUCCAGCAGACACUGCAGAGUUCAAGUUUUACCCUAAGUUCUGCAUUCUGUGUUCCAUAUGUUUUGCUUAAGGCAUUUCUCAUAGGACAUUAGAAUAAGCUGUAUCCAAAGGUAAAUUUUUUGUGGCAAAUAUUUGUUUUACACUUUAACUUCUAGAAUUUUAUUUCUGCAAAAUAAAGAGCACUGACCUUUAAACUUGAAAUUUUUCUGCACUUUUUUAGAUAAUUAAACCUUUUUAUUAUCAUUUAAUCCAUAAUGCUCAGUUUAAAUCAAGUGAUACAUGUGAAUAAAGCAUACCAAAAUCAUGAAUAUGCUGCUAUCUACACCUUAAACUAAACUGAUCAGUUUAAAAACCUUUAGUAGGGUUUUAUAUAGUUUUCAAAGGUUAAAAAAUAGUAAAAUUGUUUGCUAUAUGUUUCAGUGUCCUUGAUCUUAAAUUAUUACAACACUUUCAGAUUUGUUUGAAGAUCAUACAGUAACAUGUUAUAUUUAUACAUACUGCUAGAAAUAUACUUUUAGUUUUAAAAUGAAAUUUUUAUAAAUGUACUCUUUAUUUUAAAAAUGGUGAACUUGUUAAGUUUAAGUCAAAGUACUUAAAAAGUAUGUAUAUUAUCCAUACAAAAAGUUAUGUUUUAUGCUUAUAAUAAGAAAUAUUGGUAUCUCAUAUCGAGAUACAGUUAAUUUUAAAAAAUUACACAUCAUUUAAAAGUAUUCACACAUAACAUGAAAAGUACCAUUACCAUGGUUAUUUAAAAAAAAAUCCCUCUAUUGAGCAUUUUCAAAUACUAAUUUUAUUUGGGGGGAGAAUGCCCACAACAGUAAUUUCACAAUCUUUCUCAAUAACUACAAACUUGCUGUUGGAUGUCUACCUUAAUUAUUGUUUUAA